GAGCUAACAAUCGCCCCAACUCAGCUCAAGGAUUCCUCGGGCGCAGGCAGGGCGACAUUGGGAGCUCAAAGUGCACCUUGGGCGCAAAUUUGAUGCACUUGCGAGGGCGUCGAGCUGCAACUAUUAUCACUGCCCAAACUCUAAUCACUCGGGCGUGCUUCAACGCCCAACUUGCCACGAGGCUACGAUGGCAUCCAGAAGUAUGUCGCCUGGUGGAGCUCUGCUACGAGCUUCAAGGGUCUUCUCAAUACCACCUCCGCUACCACGGCCAGUAGGGGACCUCUCCUCACAAGCCAUCUUCAACUCCGAUUCCGCAACGCUCCCACAUCCUAUCCACCAGACAAUUACUACGCCCCAAUCCUCACGGGCAAAAGGCGACUGGGGAUUCAAACGACCCCUACCUUUACGAGCGACUUCGAAGACCUCCACACCCUUCAUACGGGUCGAGGCAAUCGAUACGUUCGAACACGUCACCGAAUUCAAUUCCUCGGCAGACCAUGCAUUGUCGUUGCAGAAAUGGCAGGAGAUGGGCGUACCUCUCACUAUACCAGUCGCCCGCGAGACUAAAAGCGAUUACCGCUCUGACUCACGGAGAAGUGUGUUCGAUAGCGAGCUAGACUCCACAAGCGCCGACCAGUCGAGCAAGGAGGAAAAUAGAUGGAAGUUCAAGGGGCCAUGGUUGGCUGGACAGACAGAGGGGGAAUUCAACACAUACGUCGUCACUGAAGUUCGAAAUCGAAAGCCGGAAUUCCAAAACUUCAUACGGUCUUCGUGUGCAAAAGCUCUCACACAAGAAGCUAAACGAAUUGCAACUGCGGCAGGCGAGUCUGAAGAGAUGCCCCCAGCACUCGAAGCCAGCGAUGUCACGGAGGAGCAAUUGACCGAAUUUGUCAAGACUCUGCGUACUGAACGCAUCGCUCUCUAUAAGCUCAUCAGGUCUUUCCUCGACUUGCCACCAGCCCCUCACACGGAGCUGUCUGUUCGCGUACUCGACUGGAUCAACGAAAAUCUUCAGCCCCAAACAGCCAGGGGCACCGAUUUAGUGGAGUCUCAAUCACCGUACGCUGUGGCAGGACCACCAAAAACACACCCCUCUGCCGGUUUGACAUACAUCAGAACAUCUCAGUACAUCUACAACCAUCCUGUCUUCGGUCCUCAGAAGGAAAAAGCGCCAGUCAAGGCACGUGUUGUCAUGCCCAAAGGAGCUUCAACGGGUAGUUUCGCGGCAGCGGCAGGAGUGGGUGGUUUCGUCACUGAAAUUCCUAACACGGGAUUCAAAGAUGAUUUCGUUAUGAGGAAGAAAAGAAAGGCUAUUAUUCCUGGGGUUCAGCAUAUCGAGCCUGAUAAAGUGGGAGGCAGCAAAUUCUAUGUCAAUCCCACCCACGCGAAAAUCGAUCCGAAGGGUCGCGUGUUAUUGAAUGUGCAAUUCGCGGAUGAAGAUGCUGUGGCCGUCCUGGAAGGUACGACGCAUCAGAUCCCUCGGGCGCCCUCUGUUGCAACGGGUAAGGGUGCCGGAUUUAGACCCGCGAGGAGAGAGGAAUCGAGGGGAUAUGGGUUGGAUUAUGGGUUGAGUGAUAGAGGGGAAGGCCCGCCGCCGCCGAAGCCGAAUUCCCGGACAGUGUCACCGAGUCAGGAAGAUGCGACAAGGGCUUUCAGGGAUAUGUUCAAUGAGCAAUGAUAGAGGGGAGAUUUGUACAGUAGGCAUUGCAUAGCCGGUGGAUGUUGUUAUAUAUAAACGACAAUGUAAUCACCAGACUCUCCGAAGCCCUUUGGGUCUACCCGUGGCAUUUUGCAAAUAACACUCCCAAU
Hyaloscypha bicolor E is the source of this 1809-nucleotide messenger RNA. RefSeq lists its product as uncharacterized. The transcript has a single exon. Gene Ontology annotation, biological process: mitochondrial translational initiation. The coding region runs from base 188 to 1678 and encodes 496 amino acids. Gene Ontology annotation, molecular function: structural constituent of ribosome. The record is from RefSeq and is a predicted model, not a curated record. Gene Ontology annotation, cellular component: mitochondrial small ribosomal subunit. Lineage: Eukaryota; Fungi; Ascomycota; Leotiomycetes; Helotiales; Hyaloscyphaceae.